Cyphellophora europaea CBS 101466 is the source of this 1197-nucleotide messenger RNA. RefSeq lists its product as uncharacterized. Bases 1 to 1197 code for a protein of 398 amino acids. The record is from RefSeq and is a predicted model, not a curated record. Gene Ontology annotation, biological process: fungal-type cell wall organization. The transcript is spliced from 3 exons. Gene Ontology annotation, cellular component: fungal-type cell wall; plasma membrane. Lineage: Eukaryota; Fungi; Ascomycota; Eurotiomycetes; Chaetothyriales; Cyphellophoraceae.
AUGGCUUUCAAGAAGUUCAUCCUUCCCACUCUUGCCUUCGCCGGCGCUGUCAUCGCACAAAGUGACGACUGCCCUGAUGGUCCCUCGGUCGAGAUCUCGAGCUCGUCAGAUGCCCAGGUGCUCGCCAACUGCGAGAGAUAUGACGGAGAUAUCAUCAUCACCGAGGAAGCUUCCGGCACUCUCCAGAUCAACGGCGUCCAAGCCAUUUCUGGUGAUUUGAGAGCCAACAAUGCUACUCAACUCACUUCCAUCUCUUCUGACCAGCUCAACUCGAUUGGCGGCGUCUUCGAUCUCGAGCGUCUGACAAUCCUGUCCAGCCUGCAGUUCACCUCCUUGACCAACGUCAACGGCAUCAAAUGGAUCUCUCUACCCGCUUUGCAGUCUCUCAACUUCGGCCAGGGUAUUCGUCGUGCCAACAACGUCGAGAUCUCCGAUACCGCGCUCACCAGCCUUGACGGCAUCGAACUCGAGGCUGUUGGAACCAUGAACAUCAACAACAACAAUUACUUGGCCGAGGUUGAUGUCAACAGCUUGAGCAACGUUACCCGUGGCUUGACUUUCGCCGCCAACUCUCGUGACCUCAAGAUUUCUCUCCCCAACCUGGAGAGCGCAGCCAACCUGACCUUCAUCAACACCUCCGAUAUUAGCAUGCCUUCGCUCUCUGAGGUCGGUGGCUCCAUGGGUUUCUACUUCGGCAGCUUUGAGGAGUUUGCUGCUCCUAACCUGACCGAGACUGGCAACGACAUUGCCUUCGUCUCGUGCGGCAGCCUCAACAACCUGUCUUUCCCUGAGCUUACCACCAUCGGUGGUGGUUUCCUCGUCGCCAACAACACCGAGCUUGAGGCUGUCGACCAAUUCCCCAAGCUCAAGACUAUUGCCGGUGCGCUGGACUUCCGUGGUGUCUUCGAGAAUGUUACCUUCCCCGCUCUGGGAGAUGUCCGUGGCGGCGCCAACGUCGAGUCUAGCACCCAGGAUGACACUCUCUGCAAUGCUUUCAACCGUGCAUCGGACCGUGGUAUCAUCAAGGGCAAGACCUCGUGCAAGGUUAACGAGGCCAACUCUCAAACCAACGGCAGCAGCACCUCCAGCGGCGGUUCAUCCUCGAGCUCCUCCAGCGCGGCCGACUCAUCCAUCUUCGACCCCAGCGCUCCUCUGACUGGUCUCAGCGCCAUCAUUGCUGCCAUUCUGUUCAUCUAA